CCACAUCGCAUUAUCUGCUCUCCCUUUCGCGGUAUCCACAAGUUCAUCGUAGAAAGAGUCUUCAAGGUCUUUCGGACCAUUAAUAUUCGAACAUGACAUCCAAAAAUGGCGCAAGCAAGGCAACUGAAUCAAAAAAGAUGUCAUCCAUCAGUUUAGGCAAACUAAAAAAAACUUCAACUACUCAAGCCCCAGUAAUUUCAAGCGGUAUUCCUACAAACGUGGACAACGAUGAUGAUAUUAUGAUCGAUUUAGACACACCAGCACCACUGGUUGGACCUAGUUCGACUGUUAACAAACCCCAAGAAGGAGAGGAUACCUUAAUGCAGUUUGGUGAAGUUAAGGAGCAAAAGAACGCAAAAGGUCUUACACAGACUGCCAAGGUUCCAAUCCCACCACAUCGAAUGACUCCUCUAAAAGCAUCAUGGCCACAGAUCUAUACCCCACUAGUAGAAGAGCUAGGCUUACUAGUACGAGUCAAUCCAAGCGGUCGUCGGAUAGAACUCAAGACAUCGAAACACACUCUUGCUCCAGCUUCUUCUACAAUGACUAAAGCUAUGAAUUUUUUACAAUGUUUCAACCUUGGGUUUGCAGUAGAAGAUGCAGUAGCAUUAUUAAGAAUUGAAGAAAUCUAUAUCGAAUCAUUUGAAAUUAAGGAUGUCAAAGCCUUAACUGGUGAUCAUUUGAGUCGUGCUAUUGGACGAAUUGCUGGUAAAGAUGGUAGAACUAGGUUCACUAUUGAAAACACCAGUCGAACAAGAAUCGUGUUAGCUGAUACGAAAAUCCACAUCUUAGGGUCUUUUGCUUCUAUUCGAAUAGCACGUGAUGCGAUUUGUGCCCUAAUUCUUGGUUCGCCCCCUGGAAAAGUUUAUCACGGGUUGCGCACAGUUGCUGCUCGACAACGUGAACGUUUUUAGUUCAAUCUAUUUCUUUUGAAAAUGCUACAUCUUGAUACAUAGCCUUUUAUUCAGCGAGCACGACCCGCUUCUCUUGAUAAGGAGGUCUCUCUGGUCAUCUCCUUUGACCCUUUAGCUUUUCUAUCCCACCAUUAUGGAUCGCCAGUUUACCGUGAAGCCAUGAUCAUGCCGGUUUUUCGACUGUCUUAUACCGAUCACCAGGACCCACACCUGUGGAUAACGGAUCCUUUUUCAAGUGCAUGUGAACAACCAUAUCAAUGAUUCCAAAAGAAAAUGUUUACAGGCUUUUAAGCCUCGAUUUCAAUAUCUAGACAGACGUUUUUCAAGUCGCUUUGUGAUGUGUUACUAUCUUUCCUUGACCAGAAUGAAAAUAUCAGUUUUUGCACUAAAGUAC
This is a messenger RNA of Melampsora larici-populina 98AG31, 1308 nucleotides long. RefSeq lists its product as uncharacterized. Gene Ontology annotation, cellular component: nucleolus. NCBI's taxonomy places the organism in Eukaryota, Fungi, Basidiomycota, Pucciniomycetes, Pucciniales, Melampsoraceae. The record is from RefSeq and is a predicted model, not a curated record. The transcript has 4 exons. Gene Ontology annotation, molecular function: RNA binding. The coding region runs from base 93 to 914 and encodes 273 amino acids.